GGAAGUUACUGUUCGUCGAUAUAAAACUUUCUUCGUUACCAUUUUGAGUCUCCGGCGGCUUUCACACUCCAGAAAAAAAACACAGAAGCUACGUUUUUCAGGUAAUAUGAAAUUCUCUCCGAUCACCUCUUCUUCGUCUGGCAGUAUCUCUGUCUCAAAUUUUGUUAGAUCCAUUCGAAAAUCCGUUUAUCGAAUCACUCUUAGUCUCUUACCAUUCGUCGAAUCUAAAAAUCCCGUCUUUUUCGCUAGUUUGGUGGACUGAUAAGCUGUGAUUUGUAUGAAGAAUCGAUAUAAAGUCUCUGCUUUUUUGUGACUUUGAUUAGGUUUUUGGAGAUUUACAAAAAUGUCGAACAUAGACAUAGAAGGAAUAUUGAAGGAGCUACCUAAUGAUGGGAGGACUCCUAAGACUAAGAUCGUUUGUACAUUAGGUCCUGCGUCUAGGUCUGUGACAAUGAUUGAGAAGCUUCUUAAAGCAGGCAUGAAUGUAGCUCGAUUCAAUUUCUCUCACGGAAGCCAUGAGUACCAUCAGGAGACUCUUGACAAUCUCCGCACCGCUAUGCAGAAUACCGGCAUUCUCGCUGCUGUUAUGCUUGAUACAAAGGGGCCUGAGAUUCGUACCGGUUUCUUGAAAGAUGGGAACCCUAUACAACUAAAGGAAGGCCAAGAGAUCACAAUUACCACUGAUUAUGACAUCAAGGGCGAUGAGAAAACGAUUUCCAUGAGCUACAAAAAGCUCCCAGUGGAUGUGAAGCCCGGAAAUACCAUACUAUGUGCAGAUGGAAGCAUAAGUCUUGCUGUCGUGUCAUGUGAUCCAAACGCUGGGACUGUUAUAUGUCGAUGUGAAAAUACAGCCAUGCUAGGUGAAAGAAAAAAUGUGAAUCUCCCAGGUGUUGUUGUUGAUCUCCCCACAUUGACUGACAAGGAUGUAGAAGAUAUUCUUAAAUGGGGUGUUCCAAACAACAUCGAUAUGAUUGCUCUUUCAUUUGUUCGCAAAGGUUCAGAUCUUGUUAAUGUCCGGAAAGUCCUUGGAUCACAUUCCAAGAGUAUAAUGUUGAUGUCGAAGGUUGAGAACCAAGAAGGAGUCCUGAAUUUCGAUGAGAUUUUGCGUGAAACUGAUGCAUUCAUGGUUGCUCGUGGUGAUCUUGGGAUGGAGAUUCCGAUAGAGAAGAUCUUCUUGGCUCAGAAGAUGAUGAUCUACAAGUGUAACCUUGCAGGUAAACCGGUGGUCACAGCCACUCAAAUGCUCGAGUCGAUGAUCAAAUCACCACGGCCAACACGAGCAGAAGCCACAGAUGUAGCAAACGCAGUUCUCGAUGGCACUGACUGUGUGAUGCUUAGCGGAGAAAGUGCUGCAGGAGCUUACCCUGAAAUAGCAGUGAAAACAAUGGCUAAAAUCUGCAUCGAGGCGGAAUCAUCGCUUGACUACAACACAAUCUUCAAGGAGAUGAUUAGAGCAACUCCACUUCCAAUGAGCACUCUUGAGAGUCUUGCAUCAUCAGCUGUACGAACGGCAAACAAAGCCAAAGCCAAACUCAUCAUCGUGUUGACCAGAGGAGGUACAACAGCUAAACUGGUGGCCAAGUAUAGACCGGCUGUUCCAAUUCUAUCGGUGGUUGUUCCGGUCUUCACCAGCGAUACGUUUAACUGGAGUUGCAGCGAUGAGUCACCGGCGAGGCAUAGUUUGAUAUAUAGAGGUCUGAUACCGGUUUUGGGUGAAGGAUCUGCAAAAGCAACUGAUAGUGAAUCCACAGAGGAGAUUAUUGAAUCUGCUUUGAAGUCAGCGACAGAGAAAGGACUGUGUAACCAUGGUGAUGCUGUGGUGGCUCUGCACCGUAUUGGAGCUGCUUCGGUUAUCAAGAUCUGUGUGGUGAAGUGAUUUUUCUACUAAAUAUCUUGAAUUUUAUUCUUGGUUAAUGUUUCUUGAUGAAAUAAUCCAAUAAAGAACCAGGGAAUAGGUUCCUGAAAGUGUUUUGUGUGGGGCAUUUCUUCUCUUUCUUUUGCUGUUUUAGCUUAUAAGAUUAUGAAUGCACUAAUGACUCUUGCUCAUAUUAUUAUAGUUUAAUUAGCCAAUAAUAACAAUUUUUAAGGCUCGUUUUCUCAUCGUUUUUG
Arabidopsis thaliana (thale cress) is the source of this 2109-nucleotide messenger RNA. Its product is annotated as Pyruvate kinase family protein. Gene Ontology annotation, biological process: glycolytic process. The transcript has 4 exons. NCBI's taxonomy places the organism in Eukaryota, Viridiplantae, Streptophyta, Magnoliopsida, Brassicales, Brassicaceae. The coding region runs from base 344 to 1876 and encodes 510 amino acids. Gene Ontology annotation, cellular component: chloroplast stroma; cytoplasm. Gene Ontology annotation, molecular function: phosphotransferase activity, alcohol group as acceptor; pyruvate kinase activity; potassium ion binding. The record is from RefSeq and is marked reviewed.